AUGAUCCUGAGCAUCAAUCCUAAAGGCAGUAUCUACUUGUACUGGUCAUGCGUUGUAUCCGUCGCGUGCUUCUAUAAUCUAAUUUUCAUCACUCUAAUUGUUUUCGAAGAUAUCCGUGACGGAUUCUACACUCAGUGGAUCAUCGGCAACAUAAUAUGCGAUGUGAUUUACUUGUUAGAUAUGUGGAUUCAGUCACGAAUGCUUUUCUAUGAGCAUGGCUGUAAAGUGUCAGAUAUCUCCGAAACACGAAAAAACUACUUUGCCAACAUCAACUUCUCAUUAGAUAUAGUCUCGAUACUUCCUACCGAUCUCUUCCUACUUCUUCAGUUUGAUGCCUCAGUGUUCAGGUAA
Cooperia oncophora is the source of this 351-nucleotide messenger RNA. The record is from the annotation of a GenBank genome assembly. Lineage: Eukaryota; Metazoa; Nematoda; Chromadorea; Rhabditida; Trichostrongylidae.